Molecule: messenger RNA, 713 nt
Organism: Cydia amplana
Lineage: Eukaryota; Metazoa; Arthropoda; Insecta; Lepidoptera; Tortricidae
Product: putative peptidyl-prolyl cis-trans isomerase dodo
Exons: 2
Coding region: 126-596 (156 amino acids)
Cellular component (GO): cytosol; nucleus
Molecular function (GO): protein binding; peptidyl-prolyl cis-trans isomerase activity
Source: RefSeq, a predicted model, not a curated record
ACUGUCAUCCCGACGAAAGCGCGUAAACUCCCACCAUAAAUGUUGCAUUUUCUCUUUUAACACAAAUUUGUGCGUGUUAUUACUAUUUUUUGGGACGCUAUCUGCUUGAUUUGGAGUAUACAAGAAUGUCUCAAGACAGCGACGCUCCACUGCCUGAAGGAUGGGAGAUGCGGACCAGCCGAUCUACUGGCAUGACAUAUUUCCUCAACAGUUACACAAAGAAGUCACAGUGGGAGCGGCCAGAAGCCCCUGCGGACCCAGGUGAGAUCCGUUGCUGCCAUAUCCUGAUCAAGCAUGCUGGCAGCCGGAGACCGUCAUCAUGGAGAGAUGAGAAGAUAGACCGAUCUAAAGAGGAUGCUUUAGAUGCCCUUAAGGGAUAUCGCAAGCAGAUAGUUUCCAAAAAUGCUCAGUUUGUGGAUAUUGCCUCAAAGUAUUCAGAUUGCUCAUCGGCAAAGCGAGGUGGUGAUCUAGGAAUGUUUGGGCGAGGCCAAAUGCAGGCUCCAUUUGAAGAAGAGGCUUUUAAGCUUAAAGUUGGACAACUGAGUAAGCCUAUUGAGACAGAAUCUGGAUUUCACAUUAUUUUAAGGACUGUUUGAGCUAAGUUUUCCUUUAUGAAUGUUCAAUGAUGAAUGUAAAUUACAUUGAUUUGUUUGGUUAGUCUAUGACAUUUCAUAUAUCUAUUAAGAUCUACCUACUUAUUUUAAGUAUGAAUU